AUGGUUGGCUUCCGCCAAUUUGGCAAGCAGCUGAUGGCCUUCGUUGACGAUCCUCGUGGAGGCUGGAACAUCGCCACACUUGAUUCGCACGACUGGGAGCAGUAUGGGAGACACUUCAAACUGGUCGGCAAAAUUCAACUCGAUCAGGGUGGCUUUGAGGGAGACGUCGGCUCAUUCGACCCAAUCCAACUGCAGACCGGCGAGACUGGCUCGGCUUCGACAUUGGAAUUGUCACCGGUUCUGGUUUCAAGCUCCAGGGCUUCAGACGCCUCGCUCAGUGAGGACGAACUCGACUAUCUGAACGGGGUCAUGACGAAGUACUCGGACGAGGAUACGUCGGGUGCUCUCACUAAUCGUCGACCUGUCCAUUUCCAGGUGCGCUAA
Zasmidium cellare ATCC 36951 is the source of this 384-nucleotide messenger RNA. RefSeq lists its product as uncharacterized. The transcript has a single exon. The coding region runs from base 1 to 384 and encodes 127 amino acids. The record is from RefSeq and is a predicted model, not a curated record. Lineage: Eukaryota; Fungi; Ascomycota; Dothideomycetes; Mycosphaerellales; Mycosphaerellaceae.